Molecule: messenger RNA, 1299 nt
Organism: Anopheles marshallii
Lineage: Eukaryota; Metazoa; Arthropoda; Insecta; Diptera; Culicidae
Product: zinc finger protein 181-like
Exons: 4
Coding region: 1-1299 (432 amino acids)
Biological process (GO): regulation of transcription by RNA polymerase II
Cellular component (GO): chromosome; nucleus
Molecular function (GO): zinc ion binding; chromatin insulator sequence binding
Source: RefSeq, a predicted model, not a curated record
AUGGUAGAAACACUACGCGAAAUCGACCAGAUUUGCCGACUUUGUUUAUCCGAGCAAAAAGAACUACUAAUUCCCGUUAAGCAUGCAUUUGGCAGCUUGCUCACCGCCGGGGACGUUGCAAGAUUCACCGGUAUACAGAUCCCAACGGAAGAUAACGUUCCAUACGUGAUUUGCAUAGAGUGUAAAAACAUAUUAAGGAAAUCAGUUGCCUUUCGCAACUCGUGUUUGCGCAAUGAUAGACUCUAUAGUCAACUGUUCUCAGCAUUCAUCGCGAAUGCUGGACAGGAAUGCCACAGUAGGCAACAGCAAUGCAAAGAGCAAAGAAAGCAGCCUCAAGAAAGCUAUGAAGCAGAUUACAACGAUUUUGACGAGAGCAACAUCGAAGAUAUUAGCGACACUGAAAUCAUCAGCCUGCCGAACACAACAUUCGAAUAUUCCAUUAGUACCAAGCAACUAGCCGAUUCUUGUUACACGGAAGAGUUGGACGAAUGUGCCAAUAGUCUUGGAAAAAGCAAAGCUGUUGAAGUUGACGCUCCUCGACCAAAACCAGUACGUUCAGCUAGUAAUAAUGUAAAGUCCCAUAAGGAUAUAUCAACUAGUGGCGAAACAACGAUCCGGGAAGAUCAAAUACCAGUCGACAUUUCUGACGAGUUUUAUUUCCCGUAUUCAACGAGACAACUAUGUGACAUAUGUGGCCAGAUGGUAACUAAUAUCAAUCGGCACUUGUUAAGCCACACGAAGCAAGCGAAAUUCGCUUGCCCACACUGUCCCGUGCAGAUGACGGACAGCUCCAAUCUUAUGCGUCAUAUAAGAGCCGUGCACAACAAAACAAUCGUUAAAACAUGUGAAAUAUGUGGCAAGGGAUUCACACACUACAACACCUACAAUUCGCACAUACGCUCCAAGCAUAAUAUUGGGGAAAAGUAUGAAUGCAAAAUUUGUCUAAGGAAAUUCAACCACCAUAGUGGUGUUAGGGAGCACACUAAACGCGUACACAACUUUGAAAGCAAAUUCGGAUGCACGCUAUGUUCCAAACGGUUUAAGACUAGCAAAGCGCUCCAAAUACACGGCAGAGUACAUUCUAACGAACAGCCGUACCCUUGCAAUCAAUGUCCGAAGCGUUUCAAAAGUGGGUACGCUCGCAACAUUCAUCAACUUACACACAGUGGUGUCGUUUUUUCUUGUCAGAUUUGCGAUAAGACCUAUCGGUACAAAGCCUUACUUAACAUGCAUUUAAGAAAAUUCCAUCCAGAAAUGUGUCCCCAAAACGAUGACGAUUAUAGUGGAAUCCCUCAAUAA